AUUUUUUGGUGAAGAAUUUGAAUUUAUCUCUCUCCUCCACAAAAAAGUGAGUGAAAAACAACAUCAACAACAACAAUCAAUUACUAAGAAGCUUCCUUCUCUUCUUCACUAAUCUCUUUUCAUGGUUACAUUAGUAUCUUCUCUCUAAAAAGUUGAGGAGAGAGAAAAUUUUGAAGCACAUUUUAGCUUAAGUUUACACUGAAAAAAAAAAGGUUGAAGAAGAUGAAUAAUAGACAAAUGCAGAGAUCUGGGGUUUCAACUGCUCAUCAUCAAAGACAACAUUCUGAUAAUUUCUUGGAAAAUGGGUUUUGGCUUCAGUCUAAUGUUGCUCAACAGGAUUAUGGGUAUUAUGGGCAAGGAACAAGAGGAAGUAGGAAUGGACAGAGGGGUUAUGGCAGUGGCAAUGGGGAUUAUUACACGGAGCCGUCUACGCCACCUGUGAACCCGUCUCGGAUUUCGAGGAAGAACAGUGAGGGCCAGAUUUCGGCAAACGAAUUCAGCCCUGGUUUGUUAGAUCUUCACUCUCAUGAUACUGAGCUUUUGACUGAGAUGCCUGCUCCUACUCAGUAUAAUGGUUCUUCAUACCAGUCCUUUCAAAGCAGAAGUUUUGACGACUUUGAAAUUCCUGCAAGCAAGCAGAACGGGAUUAAUAGGGGUCGCGGUUUGCAAGAGAACAAUCUUCUGAAAAGUCUUUCUGUCGAUAAAGAUAAAAUCAGUUCUGUAGCAAAAAUCAAAGUUGUGGUUCGGAAGAGACCUCUUAACAAAAAGGAGGCGGCAAAGAAUGAGGAGGACAUUAUAGAGACACAGGCCAACUCUCUGACAGUUCAUGAAACUAAAUUGAAGGUUGACCUGACAGAAUAUGUGGAGAGACACAAUUUUGUCUUUGAUGCUGUGCUGGAUGAGGAAGUUUCAAAUGAUGAGGUCUACCAUGAGACAGUGGAACCCAUAGUGCCUAUUAUUUUCCAACGCACAAAAGCCACAUGCUUUGCAUAUGGACAAACAGGAAGUGGAAAGACUUUUACAAUGAAACCAUUGCCACUUAAAGCCUCCAGAGAUAUUCUACGGCUAAUGCACCACACUUACCGGAGCCAGGGUUUCAAUCUGUUUGUCAGCUUCUUCGAGAUAUAUGGUGGAAAGCUUUACGAUCUCCUUAAUGAGCGGAAAAAACUCUGCAUGAGAGAAGAUGGAAAACAGCAAGUGUGCAUAGUAGGAUUGCAAGAAUACAGAGUAUCAGAUGUAGAGAUGAUCAAGGAGCUCAUAGAGAGAGGAAACGCCGCCAGAAGUACAGGCACUACUGGUGCUAAUGAAGAGUCCUCCCGCUCACAUGCUAUCCUUCAGCUUGCUAUUAAAAGAUCAGUUGAGGGUGCUGAGUCGAAACCUCCACGACUUGUUGGCAAACUUUCCUUCAUUGAUCUUGCUGGGAGUGAACGUGGUGCGGAUACCACUGACAAUGAUAAACAGACCAGGAUUGAAGGAGCUGAAAUCAAUAAAAGCUUGCUUGCCUUAAAGGAAUGCAUCAGAGCUCUUGACAAUGACCAAAAUCAUAUACCAUUUAGAGGAAGUAAAUUGACUGAAGUGUUGAGAGAUUCUUUUGUUGGAAACUCGAAAACUGUAAUGAUAUCUUGCAUUUCUCCGAGCUCGGGCUCAAGUGAACAUACUCUUAAUACACUGAGAUAUGCUGAUAGGGUGAAGAGCCUUUCUAAAGGAAACAACGGAAAGAAGGACAAUAUGCUUUCUUCAGUAAAUUUAAGGGAAUCAACAAAUUUACCAUUGUCUUCUGCUUUACCGGCUAUGCUCAAGGAUAGUAGUAUCGACGGUUGGCCCCAACCUGUUGAGAGAGAUGAGUAUGAUAUUGCGGAAGAGACGUAUGACCAAGCAAAAAUUUCUUGGAAGAAGAAUGGGAAGCUUGAGUCAGGAGUCUAUGCUCCUGAGGAUAAAAUAAAGACUGCCAAGGGCCAGACAAAACGGAAAGACACUUCAAAAGUUGAGACAAAGAACCUUGAUUCAGAAGAUGAUGAACUGAAUGACCUUUUGCAGGAAGAAGAAGAUCUUGUCAAUGCUCACCGAAGACAAGUUGAGGAAACUAUGGAAAUUGUAAGAGAGGAAAUGAAUCUGUUGGUUGAAGCUGAUCAACCAGGGAAUCAGUUGGAUGAUUAUGUCACUAGACUCAAUGCCAUUUUAUCCCAAAAGGCUGCUGGAAUUAUGCAGCUGCAAACUCGUUUGGCUAAUUUUCAAAGACGGUUAAAGGAGAACAACAUUUUAGUGUCAUCACCUGCAUAUUGAUCUGAUUGUUUCAUCGAUUGAAGAAGCUGAAUAUCAACAUAGAGAACCUUUCUGCAUAGUGCCGCGGUGCCGCCUAGGGAUGUAGCUUGUAAGCAGAUUGGCGAAAGUCCAGUGUCCAGUCCAGAAUUUUGGACUGGACAAGAUUUGGAUUCAAUAUAUGAGUCCAAUAUAUUUCGGAUUGAUAUAGUAUAUAUAAAAAAUCAUUUAUUAUAUGUUUUAAA
Molecule: messenger RNA, 2504 nt
Organism: Beta vulgaris subsp. vulgaris (sugar beet)
Lineage: Eukaryota; Viridiplantae; Streptophyta; Magnoliopsida; Caryophyllales; Amaranthaceae
Product: kinesin-like protein KIN-13B
Exons: 12
Coding region: 223-2283 (686 amino acids)
Biological process (GO): microtubule-based movement
Molecular function (GO): microtubule motor activity; microtubule binding; ATP binding
Source: RefSeq, a predicted model, not a curated record